This is a messenger RNA of Suillus plorans, 529 nucleotides long. RefSeq lists its product as uncharacterized. The transcript has a single exon. The record is from RefSeq and is a predicted model, not a curated record. Bases 80 to 490 code for a protein of 136 amino acids. Lineage: Eukaryota; Fungi; Basidiomycota; Agaricomycetes; Boletales; Suillaceae.
ACCUCACCGUCCUAACUCCCAUGUUCAUUGUCGGUCCAUACACCAAAUUGCGCCUCACUACCUUUGCUAUGUCUUGCAGAUGAUCUUGUCCUCACGUGUUCUUUUCGAUCUCGUCAUGGACGCUGCUCUUCUAAUCGCAGUAAACGAAACUUGCCCCCGGCCGCAGAUAUUGGAGCACUUGGCCAGGGUUGAACGAAGCUGGAAAAUUUUCCAGAACAAGGUCGACUUCAUCAAGCUCUUGAGCAACAAACAUCAAUCGCUACAUUCGUCAAGGGUGAGUCAGCAUGGAUCAUCCAAUGUUGUAUCGCGUCGGGCAUGGUGGUCGAGUCGUCGCUCAUCGUUCCGAUAUGCAACUGAAAUCCGACAUCGACGCUGUCAACGAAAUCAUUGCAAAGCAUCUAUAUAUCCCAGUCCACGACUUUGCUUCCGAUCCCUGUCUCAUCGUUGUCCGUUCCUUCGACGUCAACAAGCCCGGUGCAGAGGUCGAUGAGCUCAAAGGCAGUGUCGCCAGUGAUUCUGUCCUUAUAGA